AGGUUUGGUAUUUGCAUCUGAUUGCUGUUUGACAACCAAUGGCUUGACUCCCCGACCGCGGGCUCCGCCUCAGAUUAGACGCACAUAUGAUGUUACGGCCAAAUUAACCUCUAUAUCGAAAUCAAAUGAGGAAGAGAAAGGUGCUUUACAGAGAAUACAGGCCGCACAGUUACUGUAGAUUGUUAUAUGUUCGUGUCUUUAAACAAAUAUUGACUAAGAGAGCGUCGCGAGCGUGUUGUUUUUACGGGGAAAUCAGGAAUGUUCCUUCCGCUUCCCAAGGAAAAAAAAAACUGAACGGAAGUUGAACUGGUAGGCUCUCUGUGUGUGGAGGUCAUCUACCCCUCAACUGUUGGCUGGUGGUAACAGUACAGUAGAAGACCAACACUUCCUGCUUCCAGAGGGUUUGACCAUUAUCCGGAGUUGUGAUAAGCCCCGCCCCUCUGGAUCAAAUCUAUUGAAAGUGGUCCAGUCUCUUUUCGGUGGUGGGGGUUAGUGAAGGGAGCAGUAUCCUAUCACUACCUGUUUCCCAGGCAAUGAAGCUGCAGGCGGUGAUGGAGAACCUGCACAGACAGCAGAGAGCUAAACUACUGAUGGAGCAGGCAGGGCAGUCGCACAACCCCGCCCCCACAGGGGAGGAGCUUAAGGUGAACCCCACCUCCGACACAGAGCAGGCUCAGAUGGCGACGUUGGCAGCCAUGCGGGCAGUGGCAGCUGGACUUCAGAGGGCCGGCAGCCCCAUGUCUGAACGCAGCAGUGGAGGAGAGGAAGAUGAUGAAGAGGAGGAUGAAGAGGAAGGAGAGGAGCAAUACAAUAAUAUGAUGAGUUCUGAAGAGGAAGAGCAGAUAAAGCAGAAAUGGGAUGAAGAUGAUUUUGAGGGAGAGAUGGAGGAGGACUAUGAUGAUGAUCUGGGUGAUGAAGGGCUUCCGUCGGGUCGUGAGGCUGUCACCCCGGGCAGAGGCAUCCUCCUAUUACCCCACCGCCGUUUACACCCUCACUCCCAGUUGCUUAAAGCUCGGCCUGGUUCUGAAACCGAACCGUGGGUGUCAACUCACCCUGCUCAUUCGUCCCACGGACCUCUCUAUGGGCAGGACCAUGCAGACUUGACCUAUGAAGAGCAGUUCAGACAGCUCUAUGAACUGGACAAUGACCCAAAGAGGAAGGAGUUCCUGGAUGAUCUGUUCAGCUUUAUGCAGAAAAGAGGGACUCCAGUGAACAGGAUCCCCAUCAUGGCCAAGCAGGUGCUGGAUCUUUACAUGCUAUACCAGCUGGUGACGGAGAAGGGGGGGCUGGUGGAAGUCAUAAAUAAAAAGUUGUGGAGGGAGAUCACGAAAGGGCUGAACCUGCCAACCUCCAUCACCAGUGCUGCCUUCACUCUCAGAACACAAUAUAUGAAGUAUCUGUAUCCUUAUGAAUGUGACAAGAGAAGCCUCAGCAAUCCCAAUGAGCUCCAGGUGGCCAUUGACAGUAACCGGCGUGAGGGACGCAGGCAGGGCUUCGGCAGCUCGCUCUUCACCUACUCGCCCAAUGGAACGCCUACCAUGCUGUCCUCUCACAAACUCUCUAUGCCACCUAUGGGCAUCACUCUGCCCAGCAACGGAACCUCUCUCUCAUACUUACAGAAACUUAAAAAGGAUGACGAUGGAGUUCAGGCUCAUCUGCCUGUGUCUCUAACCAGUAACUCAGUAGCUGCGGCCCAGGCUGCGGCUGCGCAGGCAGCCACCAUCGCACAGGUAGCUGCACUAGAGCAGCUGCGGGAGAAGUUGGAGUCAGGGGAACCACCGGAGAAGAGGAUUGCACUACCACUGGAGGAAUACCAGCGACUCCUGCAGAGAGCCCUGCAGCACAACCUGCUGGCCAUGACAGCACAGAUCCCCAUGAACAUACGCAUCAACAAUCAAGAGAGCAGUCCGGACUCUGCCUUGAACUUGACCACCAAUGGCCUCAACAGCGUCAGCAUGUCAUUGGAAAUUAAUGGGGUCGUCUACACAGGUGUACUCUUCGCCCAGGCCGCAGCACCAACCUCAUCAGGGGUAUCUAAUAAAUGUUCCACAGGCAGCAAUGGACCUCAGUCAGUUCUCCACACGUCUACCUCAUCCUCCUCCAACAACCAAUCACCUUAGCACCUCAGACUCUCAACCCUCUCAGUGCAAAACCAAAGCCAAAAAGCCUCAGUUACUACAGAAGAUAUGCCUAAAAAAAAUCUAAACAUGCAGGAAUAGCUGAAUCACUCUCAACUUGAAGUACACUAGCUCAGGUCUUUUAUUUACACUCUCCUUUGAUCAGGAGCCAAAAGAAAUCUAAAAUAACAAUAGAAUUUAUUAUAAAGAGAGUGAUUUAUAAUGUAUAUGCAAAACUUGUGAAUAAUUUAAUUAUCUUUCUGUGAGCACACUGUCUGGCGUAAAACAAAACGGCAGUGUAGAAUUCUGCUUUAUAGGGUUUUAUAGUCUGACUGACAUAAGCUUUUCAUCUAUAGGAUAAAUCGUAACAGUAGUAUUAUUGUUAUAACAUGUGAUGCAAACAGCUUAAGGGUCUGAACUAAUAAUAUAUUAUUGUACAUUUUAUUUUCUCCGAGUAUUUAUCUGCAGUGCCUUGUGAAGGUUUUAUUCUCCGCACAGUUUGAAUGCGCUGUUGUUGACAGGCGGAUGUCUGAACUUCAGCACUAACACAAUACAGAGUGUGGUCUGAAGUUUAUUAUUAUUAUCAUUUUUGUAACCUUUGUUGAUGAGUAUUCAAUCAUUUGGUUUCCCAUCUCAGAUGUCUACACUGCGAUAGCGAUAAUGAUCGUAAUAUCAGUGAUUGAACAUUCAGGUUAAAGAUAGUGGAAAGAAAAAAUCUUGUGAGGAAACAUAGGCAUGCAUUUAUAGCGGUGUAUACUUGCGUUUAUAACCAAUUUUUCAUGUUUCAUGUUUGUUUGCGUCUCCAUUACUACUGGCAAACUCUCGGGGCCACAUUCUCCAUGAGCCACUCAAAGGGGGCUGGGGCAUCACAGAGCUCGAACGGCAUGACUUUGAACUGCCACAGUCUACUGACUGUUCUUCUUGGCCCAUAGUGGCUCUAAAGUUGAUGAUGAAUGAGGUCAGAGGUUGUUUUACUUAAUUUUUUUAUCUUUCACUCAUCAGCUGUUUUCAAAAAUCACAGUUUGAUUAUUAACAAGACAGUAUAAUAAUAGGUUUACUUUAAGAUUUGAACUAACGACCCAAAAACUCAAAAAACUGCAGGAAUCUGAGAAAAUUAUAAAUAUGAUAUUGGAUUGUUUAAAAGUGAAUAUUGGUUAGAGCAGAAUGAAAUUAGAUUAGAAGGAAGUGGUUUCCUGUGUUUAGGAAUAUUAUAUCACAACCUUCAAGGAUGUUUUUGAUCAUUUUAAUAAUCAACUGUUCCGGCCAACGAAAAGAUCUUUGUCUUGUUCUUGUCAAAGUGUAGCUGUAAUUCAUACAUUAUGUCAACCUCCUCUAGCAUUACACUGUAUGCAAGGUCAAAAUGCCCAUUUGGUGGGCGCAUAGGGGUGAAACGUCUUUUGAAUGACAGAAACGGGGUCGUCUAGCAACUAUUAUUCUCUGAGCUGAUAAGAAGUUGAAUAGUUUAUCUGGCAGUUCAAACAAUCUAAGGGAGAGUUGGUGAAGGCAUUGGGAAAUUGGGGUUGUCUGGAACAGCUUCCACCAAUUGCAGGGACAGUUUUCUUUGGAGUAACUUGAAGUGAAAUGCUUUGAUCCCUCCUUACUUGGGAUCAGAUCCUUAACCAUUCAGCUAUCGCCAUCUCUCUCUUAUUGUAAUGCUUUACACUGAUGUAGUCUUGAAACCUCUGCAUAACACUUCCUUAUUACUUUACAAGGACCACCGUGGUGUUAGCUGUACAAAUAAGUGUAGAAAGUGUAACCGUUUCGGUCUGUAUUUUUUAUUGUACGUUUCAUUAGUUUUAUAUAUUAAGAAUCAUCAAUAUAGCAUAACUCAAACUCUGCCAGUACUACCAGAAUGUCUCUACCUCAAAGACUCAAAACCAGCUGCAAACCCUCCCAGCUUUUCACUUUUCACAUCAAAUCUACAACAGUGUGAUGUAGAACUGGAUAUUUUUACGCCACAUUUACGCCACGUGAAAUUUAACUCCUCAAUGUAUUAGCCAUGAUAUCUUUAAAGCCCCUUUUUGCUCAUAACUAUAAAAACAGCCAUUUAAUCUGCCUGCCUACCUUUAGAAGGAAGACCCUCAAUUUUAGAGUGACCGAUUUUUGUCAUUUUGAUGGCCUUUAUGCAGUUUGUUUUGAUCAAAGAUGCAGUCGAUUUUUCAUAGAAACAAUACUGUUACCACACAGAGUAAGAAAAAUACACAUAACACCUGAAAUUCAAAAAUUAAAGCAGUUUGUAACAAUGAGAGCGAUGUGUUUUACUCUGAUGUAUGCCUUGAUGUAUGCAAAGUUUUGAAGAAGAAAAAAAAUAGUGCUGAUGUAGUCAGGUUUAUUGCAAAGACAACCAAAAUUGCUGUACAAUAAAGCAUGCAAAUCUUUUAGCUAUUAUUGCAGGAUGCCUUAUGCUUUGAUCAUUUCUUUGUAGAGCUUAAUGUCACACUAAAAGUCAAGUAACUCACUUUUCCAAUACAGCUGUGAAAUUUAGGUUUUACGUUAAAACAAGGCAUUUGUCGUCUUCUCAGGAAAUACAUUUCUACCUCUAGUUACACAGAUAUGUUCAUCCUAGUGCUGUGGUUACAGUGCAUGUAACAUUUAUUCUACCUUUUUGUAAUGGUAAUACAAAAUGUUUCCCUUGGCACACUUACUCAAGUUUCUGUUAUUAUUAUUAUUAUUAUUAUUAUUAUUAUUAUUAAUUGCAGAUGCACCCAGUAUAUUAUAGUCUUCUUCUUUUUUCAAACUUAAUAUCUCUUCCCUAUGUGUGUGCUUUUGAGUUUUUCUUGAUUCGUUUGGAUUAAAUGGAAAAUUGCUCCUAGCACAAGAGACCCAGGAGAGCCCAGAUUUUGAUUUUGGCACUGAGUGUCAUACCGAUGCACCAUUUUGUGCAUUUCCGCUCAUGCUUUUAUAAAACUUUUAAAUUGCGUAGUGGCAACCUUGUGACUGCUUCUUUUAUGGGGUGAAGGGCAAAGACAAUCCUAACCUAUUACAUCUAUUCUUUGUUUGUGUGAAUAAUUAACUUUAUUUUGAAAAUAUAUAUAUCAAUAUGUAAUUCGAGGGAUGGGAAAUCCAAAGAAUGUCCACAUAUGCUGUUAUGGCCUGACUGUUAUGGAUUCAAACUGUUUUGGAGAUGAUAACACACAUCAACUCUACCUCUCUCAAUCGGAAUGCUGAUAACCCAGUAACAACAAACCUGUUCAUCUCAACACACAUGCAAAAUAAAUGUUGUUAACAGUUGAACUGAUGUGUUCUUUUUACCCAAAUUUUUAAUCAUUCUAUGACUUUUAUAUGCCUUUUAAUGGUAAUUCCAGA
Messenger RNA from Myxocyprinus asiaticus (Chinese sucker), 5423 nucleotides. RefSeq names its product AT-rich interactive domain-containing protein 3A-like. Gene Ontology annotation, biological process: regulation of transcription by RNA polymerase II. The transcript is spliced from 9 exons. Gene Ontology annotation, cellular component: nucleus. Gene Ontology annotation, molecular function: DNA binding. The record is from RefSeq and is a predicted model, not a curated record. Lineage: Eukaryota; Metazoa; Chordata; Actinopteri; Cypriniformes; Catostomidae. The coding region runs from base 534 to 2120 and encodes 528 amino acids.